AUGCGAUUCCGAGGGUAUGUGCAUGCCGUGCAAAGAACCUCCUCCGCCGGAGGAAUCUCUCACUUGCGGCACACGUGCACUACGCCUUGGCACGCUUCCUGCCUGUCUUCCCCUCCGGCAACCCUGGCUUCGACUCUGCAGUGGGAGUGUCCCGGCGAGAUCGAUCCUCAUGGCGGCGUUGUUGCCGAAUCCGGCAAAAUCGCUGUGGAGGAAGAUGAUGAUGUCUUGGCCGCGCUCGGAGAAAACCUGACUUGCAUUUUCUGUAUGCAAUUGCCUGAGAGACCUGUCACGGCACCAUGUGGGCACAAUUUCUGUCUCAAGUGUUUUGAGAAAUGGGCUGUUGGUCAAGGCAAGCGUACUUGUCCCGAAUGCGCAGGGAAAUUCCUGCACUAA
Microthlaspi erraticum is the source of this 393-nucleotide messenger RNA. Lineage: Eukaryota; Viridiplantae; Streptophyta; Magnoliopsida; Brassicales; Brassicaceae. The record is from the annotation of a GenBank genome assembly.